Acanthoscelides obtectus is the source of this 6581-nucleotide messenger RNA. The record is from the annotation of a GenBank genome assembly. Lineage: Eukaryota; Metazoa; Arthropoda; Insecta; Coleoptera; Chrysomelidae.
GUUUUUGGGCUAUCGCCGUCACAUGUUGACGCCUUAAAGAAAAUUAUCUUGUCUCCAAAUGUACCACAGUAUGUGCUUUUGAGAGGAUAGAAAAAAUUUCAAAAUGUUGGAACGGCGAAUAGCAGUUUUGGCAAUUUUCGCUUCGUUUUUGGGGGCAAACUCUCAAGAGGCUGUGGAGGUAACCUGUCACGUGAAUGGGAAAAAAUCGAUACAGUGCGUUAGUGAAAAGUUUUUGAGCAUAUCGAUUGAUCCAGCCGUUCUGUUAGCUGGAGUUAAUCUAAGUGAAAGUUCCCUGCUGCUAGCUCAACACCUCUCCCCGGCGUACAUUCGCAUCGCGGGACCUUCGACCAAGUUCAUCAGGUACUUCGAUGAAGGGGUACUACUCCCUACAGACACGAACAGCGUACCCGUCACCCCCGCCACGUGGUUCGCUGUCAACGAAUGGCUGCGACUGGCGGGAUUGCAACCCGUUUAUGGGGUGAACGACGUGGAUGAGCUGAAGGGGCUGUGGGACCCUAGGGGAGCCCUAUCGCUGUUCGAGCUGUCGGACAAGUUGAACGUCACGGCGUACUGGCAGUUGGGAUUCGAUUCAAGCAACAAAUCCGAGCUAAAAUAUAAACAGGACCUAGAUCUGUUCCGCUCUGUCCUCGAUGGAUUUCCAGACAAAAACGAAAUUUGGAAAAUUGUUGGGAGCGACAUCAGCCUUCUGCCGAAACCCGAAAGUACGAUAGCAGAACUGAAGAAUAUUGUAGACGCUGCCAUGUGGGAACCGCGUGAAAUCACGGAGACAACUUUUCCAGAGAAAGAUGGAGCAUCCAAGAUAAUCCAGAACCAGAAAUUAGCAAAAACUGGGGUCAAGGUUUGGACAUGUGUUCCAAAAGCGUCUAGUCAUAUCACUUUUGCAUCCGCUUUGAUGUUUGCUGAGCAAUUAGGGCAAGCAGCCAAAAUUGGAUACGAUGUGGUCUUUAGGCAGCCGAGGAUGUAUGAACUCUUUGCGUCUACACCGGUGUUCUGGCUGUCAGCACUUCACAAAAAACUGAUGGGUACCAACGUACUGGAGGCCAAGACAUCUACAAGUCAACCUGGUGUCGACGUCUUCGCGCACUGUUCCAGAAACCAGAACAGCUUCAUCAGAAGGGGCGCACUCACUCUGAUGACAGUAAAUCGAAACAGUGAAGAAGUGAUGUUCAAGGUCAAAUUUGGAGUAACACAAGCUGAUAAAACUAUGGAGGUUCAGUACUACAUACUGACUGCACCUUCAUUAAACUCUUCAGACACGUUUUUGAACGACAAUCUCCUCACUCCAGAGAUUCUCGCUGAGAAAGAUCCGUUCAAACCAAAACUUCGCAGAGCAAAAACCCCAUCCUUCAUCGCUUUAACAGUUCCACCAAGAUCCAUAGCCUUCUUCGUUCUGCCUGGAGCCAAAGUUCCAGUAUGCGUUGAAGACGAGGUUGAAACCAACAUGCUUCUGGAGGAGAUAGAAGAAGACCAGAAGGCUCUACUGUCUGAAGAAAUCGCGUUGAAACUCGGACCUAGAGGAUCGUUCGGAGGAAAUUUGGUCCUGGAAGAAAUUACCAAACAGAUCAAGAAAGAAAUGGAAUCUGAUGAACGAUACUACAAAGACAAAUUCACGGGAAGAAUGGUUGAACCAGAAAACGAGUCCAAAAUUGAAGCAAAAGAAGAUGAAGGAUUGGUGAAUAGAAGAAGGAAAUACUUCAUUGAUAGAGCUAAAUUGUCCGAAAAACGCAGGAAGACGCCCAGCUUUGAAAAGAAGAAAGACGAUUUUAAAAAAUUCUUACUUGAAAAGUCCAAGACAGCAAAGCUAGAAGAUAAGGCUACCCCAAAAAGCACUCAAAUGGAUCUAACGAGUGAUGAAGUUGAGAAAAUCCUCAGAAGUAGAGCUAAGGCCAGAGCUUCUCAACGAAACAUAGUCUUCACUGAUACUGAACUGAAUGCUCUGGUACACAAAGCCAAGAAGAGGUUCUACAGUGACAAAAGUAGAAGAAGAAGAAGCACUAAUGAGUUGGAAGGUAUCAAAAUCAAAAGAGGCUUAGAAAAUACUAAUCAAAUUGUUUUGAGCCGAAUGGUUCAUCCAUAUAAUGACAUUCAAUAUGUUAAAUCAGAAGGGAAGCUUAAAAGUAACAGAAUCAAGAUACCUUUGAGAAACAAAAGAGACAUCAAUCAGCUAAUGUUCCAUCGAGUCACCAAUGCAGAUAACUUGAUUCAGAACAAAGAAAAACGCGAUGAAGCCAAGCAGACCAGAAGGAAGCUGCCUAAAAGCAAAAGGGACAUAGAGAAGAAACGACUUGGAGUAGAACUGAGAAAGGCGGAGAAGAAACAUAAAAUUCGAGUGAAGAAACAAGAGUUGAAAGGUAGAAUAAACGAGAAAAAAGGACGAUCCAGAAAUAAAAGAGAUGUUAGCCUUUAUGCCAGGAUGCACAAUAACCUGAAACAAGAUAAAGUAGCUUUGAAGGAGAAAUUGGAGCAGAAGCUGAACGAUGUCAAAAGGUCCAAAAGAGGCACGGAAAGAUUAGCUGAGGCAAGACAGAAGGUUCGUGCAAGAACGCAAGCUUUAAAAGAUAGAAUGAAAGAGACUUUAAAUAAUAUCAGAAGAACAAAAAGAGAUGUCGACGCAGAAGGAGAAGCAACCACAAAAGGAAGCGCUGAUAGAUUAGCUGAGACGAGAGAGAAGAUGCGUGUAAGGCAACAAGAGGUAAGAGAACGAAUGGAUAAAAUGAGAGAAUCGAUGAGGGAGAGGCUAAGUAGUCUUAGGAGGUCUAGAAGAGACAUAAACAUGGAUAUGGUGAACGAGCAUGGCAAAAAGAAGUCGAAGAAGCAGAAAAUUGUCAAGGAGGCGACCAUGAGGAUACCAGGUAAAACCAGCGCUGAAGUUCUCGCUGACAUAGAGGCUGAAGAGAAGGAAAGUGACAUGGAAGAACCGCCACCGCCAGUAAAGACAGAGAUCUUCGCCGAAAUGGCGAAGGAAGAGGAUGAAGAGGAAGAAGAUAGCAUGUUUGACUUAACGCCAGGCCGCAAAGACCCGGGACUAUUCAAGAAAAGGAAGAAAGGAGAAAGCGAUAAACCGCGAAAGCAUCAACCCAAAACUGAAGACUUGCAGUUUUUGAGGGCUUCCGAAGAAUUCACUGACAUUGAGGAUGAUUAUCCUUGCAUUCACGAAUUCUUCAUGGGAAAACAAGCGACAACGCCGGCUCCAAAGAAGACGAUUAUGGAAUUGGGCGAAUAUACCGCACAGAAAAUCAAGGCUGGGAGAAAACAAAAGCCUGGAUUAUGGGAAGAAGCAGCCGGAUUCAGGAGAAAGCGAAAGAUUCCUGACUAUGACGACUUGAGCGUCGAACCACUGGAAGUACCAAAAGAUUUAGAACGUCACCAAGAUGACCAACCAAAGUCGUCUGAAAGAGCAGGACCCCCAGAGAGACACAUCACCAAGCGCGAGAUCAUCACCAAGAGGUCUUCCGAAGAAACAAAUUUCCAGACUAGGUAUGGUAUGCCAAAGUCAGAAAUCGCGAGACAUUUAUCUCACUUAAAUCGCAUCAUGUCUUUUAAUAAAAGCCCUGAUAUCUUGAAGAGGAGAUCUAGGGAACCUGAGAACAAAGAACAACAAGCGCAGACAUUUCCUUUGGUAGAAGUCGAAGAGAAAAACAGGAGAGGUAUGUUGAAGCAACUUGAUAAGCUGCGAAAGAAAAUCCAACGAAGAAAGAACGAUAUCGACAAACUUUUGGCGAGAGAAGCUAAAAAAUACGGAGAGAUCUUCCCAGCAGAAGCAGAGAGACUGGGUAACAGUUUGCUAUCUCAGUUUAGCAGAGAUUUAGGCAAAGAACUAUCAAUCACGAAGGAUUUGAUCAGAACUCAAAUUCCAUUAGAACAAAAAAUGAAAGAGUAUUCUUACAAAUUAAAGGAAAUCGCAGAUAGGAAUGCAAAGCUUGGUGCUUUGCUAACUAGAGGCUCAUACCCCAAACCACCUAGCUCUAGCGAAGAAAUUGAUGGAGCUAGAAGUAGAGCCACGUCCGAAGAUCAGAUAACGAAACAAAUAGAAUCAGAAGACCAAUCUAUGCAUCAUUCUGAAGAAACAGAUGUGGGGAACGUAUCAGAAAAUCCAAAACCUAAAGAAACUCAAGAAAACAAUAGAAAAGUAUCACUAAUAUUGACUAGAACAGGUGCAAUCUUACAGGCAGAUCAUGAACCGCCCUCAGAAAUCAAACAGCCGACAUUUAACAGUAGAAUAGGGGUUGUAGAAGAAGAUAAAGUAUUGCACGAAGGACAAGAAAACCAAAAGAAAAAAGAAAUUACAAUGAAGCCACCUGAAGAAACUAACAUUUCAAGUGAUAUGAAAGAAGGUCAAAAAUCAAACAUACAGCUUGACCUGGAUCAUCCAGCUUUGGCAGCAAGAAUGGAAAGUGACGAAAGAGAAAAAGAAAUAGUGAAAGACGUAGAAAAUAUGCAGACACCUGUGGAACCUCGUAAACAAGAAGAAAGUGUACGUACUCAAAAACGACACUCACAUCUUGAACUAGAACAUCCAAUGUUCAUAUCAAGAAUGGAUGAUAUCUCAGAUGAAGAAAGACUCAAAGGUCCAGAAAAUGAACGAGUGACAUCUGGAGAGCGACAGAAAAAUAAUUUACUGCUUCCAACUGAGCAAAUUGAAGAAGGUUUUGCACAUACACCAGAGCCCAAAUUGAGCGAAUCUUUUCCGCAAAUAGUAGGCCAAAAACUCGAUCAUUUAACACGCGAAGAGCUAGAAAAACAUGACUUGAUGUUCCCAACUGAACAAAUUGAAGAGGAAGGCCUUGCAUAUACUCAAAAACCAAAAGCUGUGCCAAAAGAGGGCAAAUCCUUGUUGUUAGGAGCCCAAGAGGAAGUACCAGCGAUACCGUCGGGAGAUAGUGUGACCUUUGGACAGCAUGUAAUGGGACGUGAGACAGAAAACAGUCAAGAUCAUCAAGAAGUUGCACCUCUAGCACCAGGUGCUCCAUUUUUUGAAUUCGGAGAUCACUUUUUCAUUCCACCGAAUGAAGAAAGCGAAGCACCAGAAAAACCUGAACAAAUGUUGCCUAAUGGAGAACACCCAGUCGCAGAUCUUGGACAACAUGAUCAAGCAUUAUUUCCUCAAACUGUAUUAGAUCCCUCUAUGCCAGAAUUUGAACAAACACAUCCGAUUUUUUUUAGUAGAAUGGGUGAAACAUCGUCAGAAAACGAAAAUACUAAGGCGCAAUCUCAAGAUAACACUCUCAGGAAGGAGCAAGGAACACUUCAGUCUCCUUUAGAGGAAAGCCAACAACAGUACAUACAUAAAAUCGAAAAUCAAUUAAAUGAACAAUUGGAAACGCUCUUAGCAAGGCACAAUGAACGACUUGAAACUGAUGUAACUUUGGAACACCCCAAAGAUACAAUCAAGGAAAAUCCAGAAGAAACUGUCACCACAAUUGUACACCAAAUGGAAGCUCAACAUGCCUCAGCAACUGAUGAAAAUUUAGUCGAAACCUCGUCCAAAGAGACAGAUCUGGUUAGAUCAUCUUCAGAGAAUGACAGUGAUGAUCUUGGUGAAUUAAUGGAAAACGAAAAAGUUCCAACAACUUUGAAGCCACCACGUGUAGAAAAAACUCCUGAAGAAGUUGACGAAGAGAAAUCUGCAGAAUAUAUUGUUCACAACAUACUGUCACAGAUGCCUCAAGAAACUGAAAAUUCUGGAACGGAUAUUUUCAAAAAAUUCAUUGAAGCGAUGAAAGAUCAAAAAGAAAUUGAUCCAGAAGUACAAGAGAACGAUAAGUUACUGAGUGUGACUCGCAAGAAGCGAUACAUUAUUGGCGACAAGCGAUUUGGAAACUAUCGGCCUCUAACCAAGAAUUUGAAAAAAUGGAAACCAUCUGAUAUCAUGAAGUUCAAAAAUAACGCAACUUCUUUCAAAACUCUUAAACGUCCACCAAACGACUACCAUAUAUUCAAGACCGCUUUGGAACAUAAUAAAGUAAAAGUCAUCCGUAGAAGUGUGAAUGAUAUCGAAAACCAUAUUGAUCAGAGUGGCUUUAACAAAGGAAUGUUUGACAAGAAAGUAAGGGACAUUUUCAAGCCCAGCAAAAAAUUCCAAAAUAAAGAUAAGGAGACAAACAUGAUUGUUAAGAUGAAAUUUGGGGAGAGUGAUGAAAACGAUAAGAAAAAUGAGAUAAGCACGACUAACAAAUAUGAGGAAUUUUUGAAGAACACUGAAGGACUGACGAAAGAUAUUAAGGAUGCUAUGAGAAAUCAAAUAGAUAUUGUUGAAGAUGAAGAUGACAAAACUGGUCAUGAAAAUGGUAUCGGCCUUCUUCAGGUUAACAACAAUAAGGAUUCCGUUGAAAACAUCCAAAAAAUUGAGAAAAAUAAGGCAAAGACUAAAUUAUUUGAACGAGUUGUGUCGAAUAUCUCAGGAUUUCUGACGAAUAUUGGCAAACAAGUAGGAAUGUACGUUAAGCAAAUCAAUAUUUAAUUCUCUGAAAUGUAAGUGAAAAUUGAUAGAAUAGGUUUAAAUGUAGUUAUUUAUUUAUUUAUUGUAAUUGUACUUUUUCUAUAAAAUAAAGAUUUUUUAC